Molecule: messenger RNA, 1290 nt
Organism: Entamoeba invadens IP1
Lineage: Eukaryota; Evosea; Mastigamoebida; Endamoebidae
Exons: 2
Coding region: 1-1290 (429 amino acids)
Source: RefSeq, a predicted model, not a curated record
AUGAACGACUUUCUUCGAAUUUUAAACAGUCCAACCCCUACACAAGCAGAAACUUAUGAUGUUGUAUUAGGUCUUGAAAAACUGUUGGACAAAGCAGCGGAUGUUUCUUUUGCUUAUCCAACUAUACAACCACUUAUCACCUGGACUGAGAAAACUAAUGAUAUGAUGUUGCAAUACCAUCUAGUUACAGUGUUUAUAUUAAUAGUUCAAACCAAGUCGAUUCCUUUGCUUGAUGAAAACCUUUCGAAAAUCAUUCAUUUACUCAUCAACAAAACAAAUCAUUUUGACGUGUUGGAACAUACAAUGCGCCUAGCAGGGUUCUAUGUGAUGAAACAAACAACAGAGGAGUCUCUGAAUGAUUUUAUUAAUAUUAUCAAUACAAUCAAAGCUAAAAAGAGACAAAAUGCAUCAGUGAAUGGGACUUUAUGUUGGGCAAUGUACUUUGCGUUGGUACAAGCAGCGAACAAUUACCCCAAUUCGAUGGAGAAAUUAUGCGAUGCGGCGGCAGACUAUUACGUCUUACAAGCCGACUCGACAGAAGCUUUUAUGCACUUGACUGGUGCAAUCCAUCAGUGUAUAGUCUUGAAUAAAGGAUACAUCCCUCUCUUCGAAUCAAAAUUUCUCUUCUUAGAAAAAUUGCUUCCUGCGCUUCGGUCUGGCGUCGAAGACAUCGUGACGCCUUCCAUCAAUUUAUUGCACCAAAUGGCUGCGAGCGAUAAUCGGUAUAUCGACUUCUUCAUGCGCUGCGACAUUAGUCGAACCCUAAUAGCCCUUUUUGACUCAUUACCUAAAGACGAUAUAGUAAUAGAAGCACUGCUGAUCCUCAGAUAUUUAUUUGCGGGCAACGCGAUGCGCGCCGAGACUUUAAUUAAUGCGGGAAUAGUUGAGCGAUUGAUUGGGUAUAUCAAUCGGUCAAGUACAUAUCUCACACGAAGUGCGUUAUAUGCGUUAACGGCGUGUGUAGAAGCGUGUCAGAACCGUCAAGACUUGUUACAGUAUAUGAUACAGACUGGCGUCGCGAGUGCACUGAUUAAGAUCUUAUCGAUGUCUCGUACAUUCUUAUUAGACGAUGUGAUCAACGCCAUCGACUGUUCCAUCAUCUUUUUAACACAAGACAGUGUCUCGAAGGAAAUAGGGGCGCAUCCCGCGUUCGAAGAACUUGGGAUGGGGAACAUCCUUUCGAGUUUAACAGACGCCGACAAUUUGUCGGAGAUGUCCAAACUCAAAGCAAAAGUCUUACUUGACUUAUACUUUAAGUCGGCUCCUCCAAACGAAAUGGACGAACUGUGA